Messenger RNA from Nicotiana tabacum (common tobacco), 1389 nucleotides. The record is from RefSeq and is a predicted model, not a curated record. Lineage: Eukaryota; Viridiplantae; Streptophyta; Magnoliopsida; Solanales; Solanaceae.
AUGUCUCUCUUCACUCUUAUCCUUCUUGUUCAAGCAAGACUCAACCUUUACUCGCCAGAUUAUAAUGCUCUUUUGCUUGUCCAAAAAGGUUUAGACAUCCCUGGACAACGUAGUGCUAUAGAGAACCAGGGGCGAAGCUAUUUAAAAAUAGACUUUGAAUACCCUUGCAUAACCCACCGACAAAGAGUGAACACCCUUAUUGAAUUUCCUGGUUUCGCCACCGUAGAGAACCCAUGCAACUCUGUUGGAAUAUCAUGUGAACGACGACUCACAAACAAUUCAUACGUGCUUAGAGUCACAGGGGUCGUUUUCAAGUCCUAUGAACUGAGGGGAACUCUAUCUCCUGCCAUUGGCAAGAUUUCUGAGCUCAAAGUGUUGUCCCUUCAAAACAACCACCUCUUUGAUAGAAUCCCAACUCAAAUUGUUGACUGCCGGAAAUUGAAAAUCUUGAACCUUCAAAACAACCAGUUUUAUGGCGAAGUCCCAUCUGAAUUAUCAUCUCUUGUUCGCCUUCGAAUCCUUGACCUCUCUUCUAAUGAGUUAUCAGGGAACCUCAAUUUCUUGAAAUAUUUUCCCAACCUUGAAAAAAUGUCCCUUGCUGAUAACAUGUUCACUGGCAAAAUACCUCAAUCCUUGAAAUCUUUCAGAAAUCUCCGGUUCCUCAACAUUUCAGGGAAUAGUUUUCUUGAACGUCUGGUGCCUUUCAUGAGUCAAAUUGAGCACUUAUCAGUAGACUUGAAUCGAAAAGAUUAUGUUCCUAAGCAUUACAUUCUUGCUGAAAACUCAACAAGGUCAAGUCACAAAUCUGCAAUGGCACCACAAUCCUAUUCAGAAAAUGCCCCAGCUCCAGGACCUAGUGCAAUUGUAGUACCAGCGCACAAACAUAACGAGACAAAAAAGAAGGAAAGCGUAUGGAUUCUUGGAUUCCUAGCUGGAUCUUUUGCAGGGGCCUUGUCUGCGAUGGUCUUCUCCUUGCUCUUCAAGAUGGUUAUGAUUUUCAUCAAAGGGAGUAGGGAUGAUUCAGGUGUAACAAUUUUCAGUCCAUUGAUUUGGAGAACGUAGACGGAUUGGCAUCACUGGAUGUGGAGAAGUUUAUAAAGGUGAGUUACCAGGAAGUAACGGAAAGAUUAUUGCUAUACAGAAGAUCGUAGAACCCCCGAAGGAUGCUGCAGAACUCACUGAGAAAGAUAGCAAGGCUUUGAAUAUUAAAAUGCGCCAGAUUAAAUCAGAAAUUAAGAUUGUAGGUCAAAUAAGACAUAGGAAUUUGCUUCCUCUGCUAGUAGUGUCACGACCCAUUUUCUGAACAAGCCAUGACCGGCACCCGAUCACUAAACUUGACCGAGCGAACCAUCUGUUCUUAUCAAAUAUAUUAUAACUUCAAACUUUAUA